CUCAAGAUAAUGGAAACUAUAUACCUAAUCAUCUCUAUCUUCUUCUUCUUCUUCCUCUCUCUCAAGUUCUUGUUCGGACGUAAACUAAACCUACCGCCGAGUCCAACACGACCGUACCCUAUCAUCGGACAUCUCCACCUCUUAAAGCUACCACUUCACCGUAGGUUCUUAUCUCUGUCUGAAUCUUUAAACAACGCCAAGAUCUUCUCUCUACGCCUCGGGACACGUCUAGUUUACGUUGUGUCUUCUCAUGCCGUAGCCGAGGAAUGUUUCACCAAGAACGACGUUGUUUUAGCUAACAGGCCUGAGUUUAUCGUCCAGAAACAUAUCGGAUACAACUCAACCACUAUGGUUGGUGCGGCUUAUGGUGAUAGCUGGAGGAAUCUAAGACGUAUUGGUACCAUUGAGAUCUUCUCGUCUCUUAGGCUUAAUAGCUUCAUAUCUAUCCGUAAAGAUGAGAUCCGACGGCUCAUAUUAUCUCUAUCCAAAAACUCUAAACAAGAGUUUGUGAAAGUGGAGAUGAGACCAUUGUUUAUGAGUUUAACUAUCAACAACAUCAUUAGGAUGGUGGCCGGAAAGAGAUACUACGGCGACGGAACAGAGAACGACGACGAGGCGAAGCACGUGAGACAGUUGAUCGCGGAGGUGGUGGUUAGUGGCGGAGCAGGGAACGCAGCUGACUAUUUUCCGGUACUUCGUUGGUUAACAAACUAUGAGAAACGGGUUAAGAAGUUAGCGGGUCGGGUUGAUGAUUUUUUGCAAAGUCUUGUGGAUGAGAAACGUGUGGAGAAAGUAAAGGGUAACACGAUGAUCGAUCAUUUGCUUUCUUUACAAGAAACUCAGCCUGCGUAUUAUACUGAUGUGAUCAUCAAAGGAAUUAUACUUGUUAUGAUACUUGCCGGGACUGAUACAUCAGCUGGAACGUUAGAAUGGGCGAUAUCGAAUUUGUUGAACCAUCCAGAAGUUUUACAAAAGGCAAAAGCCGAAAUCGACGAACAAAUCGGUUUGGACAGGUUAAUAGAGGAACAAGACAUUGUGAAACUUCCUUAUCUUCAGAACAUUGUGUCAGAGACUUUACGACUAUACCCGGUGGCUCCAAUGCUUCUUCCCCACUUAGCAUCAGAAGAUUGCGCGCUUGCGGGCUAUGAUGUCCCUCGUGGUACAAUCAUAUUGGUGAAUGCAUGGGCCAUUCAUCGAGAUCCUAAGUUGUGGGAAGAGCCGGAAAAGUUUAAGCCGGAGAGGUUUGAGAAACAAGGGGAGGAGAAAAAGUUGAUGGCGUUUGGGAUCGGACGACGAUCUUGUCCUGGAUCAGGGCUAGCUCAACGGCUCGUGACCUUGGCUCUUGGAUCGUUGAUCCAAUGUUUUGAAUGGGAGAGAGUUGGAAAAGAAUAUGUAGACAUGAGAGAAAGUGAAAAGGGAACUACAAUGCGUAGAGCUAAGCCCUUGCAAGCUAUGUGUAGAGCCCGUCCCAUUGUCCAUAAGAUUUUAGAUGAUUCUUAUCCAUAAGUUUCAACAUACAGAACCUCGUUGUGUUUUCAUGUAAACUUUGUUGCUUCCUAGUUUGCGAUCUUCUUGAUUUUGUCA
Messenger RNA from Capsella rubella, 1584 nucleotides. Its product is annotated as cytochrome P450 81D11. Gene Ontology annotation, molecular function: iron ion binding; oxidoreductase activity, acting on paired donors, with incorporation or reduction of molecular oxygen; monooxygenase activity. The transcript is spliced from 3 exons. NCBI's taxonomy places the organism in Eukaryota, Viridiplantae, Streptophyta, Magnoliopsida, Brassicales, Brassicaceae. The coding region runs from base 10 to 1506 and encodes 498 amino acids. The record is from RefSeq and is a predicted model, not a curated record.